UGUCGGGUUAAGCCUCGCUUCGACGGCGGCACAUCGGGGCGCAACACAUUAUGCCGCUCGGGUUGCAACAAGGCUGCUUCGAAUGGGUUCCUGGAGGCGGUUCCUUUGUGCUUGGAUGGGCUGCGGCCCCUGAGAGACGAUGGAGCCUGGCGCCAUGACCGAGGCGGGAGGCAAGACUCCAGGAAUGGAGACCAGAAAGCUCAUUACUGCAACAGACAACCAGUACUCUGGUAUGCUGUUAAAGGCUUUGGAUGAACAGCGUGGCCAUGGAGUUUUCUGUGAUGUUACUGUCAUUGUGGAGGACCGGAAAUUUCGAGCCCACAGAAAUGUCCUUUCAGCUUCAAGCACUUACUUUCACCAGCUCUUCUCAGUUGCAGGACAAGUGGUGGAGUUGAACUUCAUAAGAGCGGAGAUUUUUGCAGAAAUUCUGAACUACAUUUACAGUUCCAGAAUAGUCAGAAUAAGAUCAGACUUGCUCGAUGAAUUAAUUAAAUCCGGGCAAUUGCUUGGAGUUAAAUUUCUUGCUGAUCUGGGUGCUCCUCUGCAGCAGGUGAAAAACAUGUCAGGGGGUAUCACAUCUGGCACUUCAGAACGGUCCAAUUCGGAUGCAAAUGGCCUUGAAGCACAAAAGCCUCCAAUGCAGCUUGGGAGUCAAAACCUAAUUGCUGGGAAACCUGUUAUAACGGAAUCCUUUUCUUUGUAUGGGGAGGAGUGUGAUGCCACAAAGAUUACCAUUAGUGAUUCUGAUGAUGAUGAUGUCAUCUUCUGCUCAGAGCUUGUGCCUCCAAAGGACCGACCCCUGGAGACUAAAUCUGUAACCCAGAACCAGCCUUGUCCAAACUCUGCUGGGGGCGCUGACCAAACAAACUGUAGCAGCACUGGUUCUCCUCCUCGGCCAGCCAUAGUGGCAGCUCCAAGACCUGAAUUAUCUACUGUUCAGCUGAAUCCAACUGAAAACCAAGUGUUUACUGAACCUUCUGUUCCAAAACAGGUGACUUCUAAUGUCCUUAUGCUAAGUCAGUCACAAACCAGUGCUUCAUCAGAUGUUGGUUCAUCACAUGAAAUUGAGGUCUCUCCUAUACCUGAGGAGAAUCAGCAGCCAUCUAAUAAUGAUUCCUUAACUGACAUGGAAACAAAUGCCAUCGAUGAGGAGGAAGAUGAGGAAGAUGUGGAGGACGAUGAUGACAUUCUUGGUUCAUCUAGCCCAGGUUCUGCAAGCAGCAGCUCUUUGGUUCAGCAGCCCACAACCCCCAAACCUGCUGCAGCUGAGGCAGCAGGAAUACAGAAGAAGCAAGCAGUUAAUUUUCCGCAAGAACCACCUGCCCCAGCCACAGAAUUCAAAAUAAAAAUCUCAGAUGUUCUUUCUGGAAGCAACAAAGAUUCCACAGCAGGUGUUGCCCCAAAGCAUGUAACGGAAGGCCAGAAGACAAUAACUUUGGAUACAGCCACUGAAAUAGAAAGCUUGUCUACUGGUUGCAAGGUUUAUGCUAACAUUGGUGAAGAUACCUAUGACAUAGUCAUUCCGGUGAAAGAUGAGGCUGAUGGGGAAGUCAGGCUUGAUGAUGUGCCCAGAACGUCAGGGGAUGAUCCUGCAAACAGAAAGCGUCUGAAAGUGAAACAUGAUGACCACUAUGAGCUCAUAAUGGAUGGAAAGGUCUAUUAUAUCUGCAUUGUGUGUCGAAGGUCCUACGUUUGUCUUACAAGUUUGCGGAGACAUUUUAAUGUUCAUUCCUGGGAGAAGAAGUAUCCAUGUCGCUAUUGUGAUAAGGUUUUCCCUCUUGCGGAAUACCGUACCAAGCACGAAAUACAUCACACUGGUGAGCGAAGGUACCAGUGCUUGGCAUGUGGUCAGUGUUUUAUCAACUAUCAGGUCAUGGCUACACAUAUAAGAUCAGUCCAUAGCCAAGAUCCUUCUGGAGAGUCCAAGCUAUACCGUUUGCAUCCUUGUAGGUCCUUGCAGAUCAGAAAUUAUGCUUAUAUUUCAGGUGGUUCCAACAAUAUACCGAUGGUAAAUGACAAUAGUCUUGCGUAUCCAGUCGUUCCAGUAAAAGAUGCCUCUCAAGAAGCAGCACCAGCGCCUCCAGCAAAGCCAAUGACCUGGGAUGAUAUCUUUGUUUCACAAGGAAAUGAAUCACUUUUUAAACAAAACCCAUCAGAUGGUAGUACUGAAUUUGAGUUCGUGAUACCAGAAUCUUACUGAAAUGAUCUCCAAUGAAAACAUUUCGUGGCAGGGGGUAAAGUUCUUUUUGAACAAGCUGCUGUUUUAAAACAUCUCAUAUCAGAACAAGUCAGUUUAUUAUACCUAGCCAGUAAGAGGUAGUAUUUUAAAAGUAGAAUACUUGUAAGCUUCAGGUGAUGUUGCUGGAAAUAAUGGUCAGAAAAAAAAACCUUACUUGAAUACAGGAAAAGGCAUUUCCAGGGAAAUUAACCGUUAAUGUGCUUAGCUCAUCAACAUGGAUAAAAAUUUCAAAGUCAUAGUUUGAAAACUACUGCUUCUUUACAAUAAUGGGAACCUUUCCUAAGUACUUGCAUAAUAAUAGGGAUAUUUUUUCCCUUUGAACCACUUACUAUGUAAUCCUUUCUUUCAUAUUAGCACUUUACUGCUGAAAAUUGUUUCAGUGCUAACACAGAUAUACGCUCAAGGUAGAUUUGGAGGGUAGAAUACUUGUGUGUGUGUGUUUUUUUUAAUAGAAACAAACACAGUCUUUAGUGGAUGGCACAGUGCUAUGAGGGUCCAAUAAUCCUGUCCAUGAAUCAGGUAUGUUCCCUUUUUUGUUGUUUUUAGUGGCAUUUUGAUCAUGUUCUUCAUAAAAUGCUCAUAACAUAAGCUUGCCACUUUGGAGGGUGAAAAUCCUCAGUCUGGUAAAGUGAUCAAGUUCUAUUUAUAUUUGGAAUUUAGAUUUAUCCAGUGGCUGGACCAUUGUACUUUUUCUUUUACAUUGGAGGGGCCCUGUCAAUCAGAAUGUCAAGUGACAUUGAAAAGUGGCGUGCCAACUAUUUUUUUCAAAGGCUGAGGAAUUACAUCAGCUUAUCUUACUGAAAGCAUGUUGCCAGUUCGAUUAUGUUGCUGUCUUCCCAUUUUGGGAAAAAUCUUUGAUAAGUACAGUUUUAUAGCUGAAGGCUACAUAAAUUGGUUCCCAAAGUUAAGCACUGUAAAUUAUACGUCUGAUCCUUACUGAAUUUACUUCGCGUUUUUGGUCAGUUACUUUGAAGUGAAGUCAAACUUUCAUUUAUGUAGAUUUGGGGGAUUUUGCUAAGGAUUAUUGCAUCCAUUAGAACCUUGGAAAAAUAAUUGUGUGUGUUGACAGGUUCACCUGUCUCUUAGGAAAAAACCGUCACAAGUUUUCCAUAGCACUCUUGCCAAUUGGGCCACACCUUUUAGGUGCUUUGGUAGUAGCAAAAGUUCAGCUAAAGCAAGAAACGGUAGCCCUGAAUAUGAUUUGCUUGCCAAUUAUGUAGUCAGUCAUAUUCCACUAAGCAUCAUCUUGAAUUUUUGUAAAUUUUAUAAUAUGAAAAAACCUUUAUAGAAGACUGAAAAGGUUGUGAUGAAUAGAACUAGUUAGCGAUCGGUGGGAUCAUGUUCAGUUUCUUCUCUCCUUCACUUUAGGAUUUCCCCCCUUCUUUUCAUGCUUUUUGAAAUAAACUUUUUUCAUGUUCUGAAUAAUCAUUCCUUUACCUUUUUUUUCAGUUUUUUUUUAAAAAUGCUGCUUUUUCUGGCCAGAAAGUGACAUUUUGUUGUAAGGUAAACGAGUCAAAAGUAACAAGCUAUAAUAGAAGGGUGUCAGAAAUCAGUGUUUGUAGUAAAGAAAGAAAAGUGAAUGUUUGCGUAGGUGUGAAAAUGCAAAUCCUCUGUUCUCUUUACUGAGAUUACACUUGUAUAUGGGUGACAUUUCUUUAAAAUUCAUUUUGUAAAUCAUGUUCUAAAAUUGGCAUGCCAUGUUUAAAUCUGAUCUGUGAAAUUUUCUUAAAUUCACUAACUAGUUGAAUUGAAGUUGUGUAUGCUGUCAGAUAAAGGGAGCAUAUGAUAGUGUUUCCACUGUUUUGAAGUUUCCCUGACAUUUUAUGACUUAACAAGACCUCUCUUAGAGAAACCAAUAUUACUUGCCCAUAAUAAAAGAAAAUUCCCUACCACUCAUUAGAAAGAGAGGUUGGUGUAUUAUAUUUGGAGCACGUCAGAUCUGGAGCAUGGCAUGCUCUAUUUCUAGAAAAUACUGGUUAUUGAUACUUCAUACUGAGGCUCUUUAUAAAUGUGCCUAUUGAAGGUGUCUUUUUAUUAAAGAAAAACUGGAAAAA
Molecule: messenger RNA, 4293 nt
Organism: Eublepharis macularius
Lineage: Eukaryota; Metazoa; Chordata; Lepidosauria; Squamata; Eublepharidae
Gene: ZBTB33
Product: zinc finger and BTB domain containing 33
Exons: 2
Coding region: 140-2200 (686 amino acids)
Biological process (GO): regulation of transcription by RNA polymerase II
Cellular component (GO): nucleus
Molecular function (GO): RNA polymerase II cis-regulatory region sequence-specific DNA binding; protein binding; DNA-binding transcription factor activity, RNA polymerase II-specific
Source: RefSeq, a predicted model, not a curated record